Molecule: messenger RNA, 2878 nt
Organism: Myotis daubentonii (Daubenton's bat)
Lineage: Eukaryota; Metazoa; Chordata; Mammalia; Chiroptera; Vespertilionidae
Gene: TMC8
Product: transmembrane channel like 8
Exons: 15
Coding region: 429-2570 (713 amino acids)
Cellular component (GO): plasma membrane
Molecular function (GO): mechanosensitive monoatomic ion channel activity
Source: RefSeq, a predicted model, not a curated record
UCCUCCUUUGGGGGCAGUAGCCACAGAUAGAAGACAGAGGGGGUCCCCACAGCUCAGAUCCGGGGUGCUGCAGGGCACCGGGUCCCGGGGACAGGGACGGCUCCCCGUGGGAAGUCAGCACGUGGAGACCGGGUGGCGGGUGACCAGCAAGGCCGGCAGCCGCGGGAGGAGAGGGGCCUGGGCCCCCAGCCGUGGCUUCGGCCCUGAGGGUCCCUCUUCCUUUCGACCUUUCUCCCCCCAUUUGGCCGCGGGCGAGGCCCUGGCCGGUGUUGCCGUGGGAGGUGGGGGGGACCAGGCUGGCCUCUUCCAGCAGGUCUUUCCCUUCCCUUCUGCACGGUCAGACCUUGAGGCUCGGGCAACAGGCGCCACCUCCCUCCUGGGACAGAGUCGCAGCCCCGCGCCCCGACCUCAGCCACCCCCGAGCCCAGAUGCAGCGGCCGGGGCCCCGCCAGCCGGAGCCCGAGCCCCAGGGCGAGGAGCUGUGGGAACAGGAGAUGGAGCGGCUGUGGUCCUCCUGGGCGCCCUUGCGGACGCUGCCCUACGCCAUGGCGGACAAGCGCUUCCUCCGGCAACUGUGGGAGCCCGAGGGGGCCAAGGCCUCGUGCUGGCAGCGGUGGCAGCGAAGGCAGGGGACCACGGGACGGCGCCUGAGGGAGGCAGCGCAGCGGCUGGCCCAGGGCUUCGGGCUCUGGGAGGGGCCCCUCUACGAGAUCGGGGGCCUCUUUGGCACCGGAAUCCAGUCCUACUUCACCUUCCUCCGCUUCCUGCUGAUGCUCAACCUGCUGACCGUGCUUCUGACCUCCAGCUUCGUGCUGCUGCCCCUGGUCUGGCUCCGCCCACCGGACCCAGGCCCCGCCCUGAACCUCACCCUCCAGUGCCCUGGUGACCCCCAGCCCGCGACUGCUGUCCCCACUCUCCACUCCCGACUUUGGAAUGUGCUCACUGGCCGGGCCUUCAACAACACCUACCUCUUCUAUGGCGCCUACCGGGCGGGGCCCGAGGGCAGCUCCGCUUACAGCAUCCGCCUGGCCUACCUCCUGAGCCCGCUGGCCUGCCUCCUGCUCUGCUUCUGCGGGACCCUGCGACGGAUGGUGAAGGGGCUGCCCCAGAAGCUGUUCCUGGGCCAGGACUACCGGUCGCCGCUCAGCGCCAAGGUCUUCUCCUCCUGGGACUUCUGUAUCCGCGGCCUGGAGGCAGCCACCAUCAAGCAGCACGAGAUCAGCAACGAGUUCAAGGUGGAGCUGGAGGAGGGACAUCGGUUCCAGCUGGCGCAGCAGCAGACGCGCGCCCAGAGAGCCUGCCAUCUGCUCUCCUACCUGCGGGUCAACUUCCUCAUCGGGCUCCUGGUGGUCGGGGCCAUCAGCGCCAUCUUCUGGGCCACCAAGUACUCGCAGGACAACAAGGAGGAGACCCUGUUUGUGCUGCUGCAGUACCUGCCCCCUGGGGUCAUCGCCCUGGUCAACUUCCUGGGCCCCCUGCUGUUCGUCUUCCUGGUGCAGCUGGAGAGCUACCCUCCCAACACCGAGGUCAACCUCAUCCUCGUCUGGUGCGUGGUGCUGAAGCUGGCCAGCCUGGGCAUGUUCUCCUUCUCGCUGGGCCAGACCAUGCUGUGCCUCGGCCGCAACAAGACCAGCUGUGAGUCCCACGGCUACAACGCCUGUGACUACCAGUGCUGGGAGAACUCGGUGGGGGAGGAGCUGUACAAGCUGAGCACCUUCAACUUCCUGCUCACCGUGGCCUUCGCCUUCCUGGUCAGCCUGCCUAGGAGGAUGCUGGUGGAGCGGUUCUCAGGCCGGUUCUGGACCUGGCUGGGCCGGGAGGAGUUCCUCGUGCCCACGAACGUGCUGGACAUCGUGGCGGGGCAGACGGUCAUCUGGAUGGGCCUCUUCUACUGCCCCCUGCUGCCCCUGCUCCACAGCGUCUUCAUAUUCCUCACCUUCUACAUCAAGAAGUACACCCUCCUGAGGAACUCCAGGGCGUCCCUGCGGCGGUUCCGAGCCUCGAGCUCCACCUUCUUCUUCCAGCUGGUGCUCAUCCUGGGCCUGCUCCUGGCCACCGUGCCGCUGGGCUACGUGGUCAGCAGCAUCCACUCCUCUCGGGGUUGCGGCCUCUUCACCAACUACUCAGCCCCCUGGCAGGUGGUCCCUGAGCUGGUGGCCCUCCGGCUGCCACCCGCUGUCCAGCAGGCCCUCCACUACCUGGGCUCCCAGGCGUUCAGCUUUCCCCUCCUCAUCCUGCUCAGCCUCGUCCUGACCGUGUGCGUCUCCCAGUCCCAGGCCAACGCCAGGGCCAUCCAGGGGCUCCGGAAGCAGCUGGUGUGGCAAGUCCAGGAGAAGUGGCACCUGGUGGAGGACCUGUCCCGGCUGCUGCCAGAACUGGGCCUCGGUGACUCGCCAGGGCCCCAAUCGCCUCACUCUCCAUCUUCGCGGCCGAGGUCCUUCUGCCCUGGAUUCCCUUGCCCGGGCUCCCCGGGGCCCAGGUCCCCCAAGGUCCUCAGGUCCCCCAGGCCCUCACCCUCCCACGCGGAUCCCGCCUGUAGAUUCCGCUUCCCCAGCGGCGCGGAGCUGUAGCACCGACCCCUACUCCGACCCUCACUCCGUCUGGAGCCUCCUGGCCACCCUGCAGCCCCACCACCGCCCCAGAGUCCCCCACGCUCCUGCUCCCCGGUGCCGCCCCAAAGCGGGCUUCACACACCCAGGGCAGCAGGAAGAAAACAUGGAAACUUGUGUUUAUAGUCUGUAUUUUUUCUUUUUUUAAUUUCUUUGUAUAGUUGUAUUUUUAUCUUAUUUCUUUAAAUUUUGUAUUUUGUUGGUUGUUGUAUGAUUAUAUAAUAUGUCAGUAUAAUAACCCAUGAAUACAAUUUAUAAAUACACACCCA